AUGCCGAAAGGUACAGCGAAUGGCAACGCAGACGCGCGACACCAGCAGAUCGCAAAGCCGUAUAAAGAAAUUGCGACCAAUCUAUCAAGCAAAAUAAAGUGUGAUCCGUCCGUUAUGGAUCUCCUGGCUCCUGACACGAUUGAGUUGGCCAACUACGUCGUCAAACAAUUGAAAGAAGAAGAUCCUGGUGUUUUUGUGCAGAUUAUCGACCAGAAUGCACUGCAUCAAGCAUUGGCUCUCAACCAUUCACCUGUAGCGCAAGGUGCCAAUGCUGAUGCAUCGGCUGAAGCCUUUCGCGCAUGGCUCAUAAGCGGAGCUCGGAAUGUCCACCCCAACAGUCAAGUUCCCCGUAAUUCGAAUUUUGCAUUGGCAUUCCAUCAACUAACUCAAGUCGAGGCCAUUGGUAUUGCAUAUGAACAGUGGCACCACCGGCGCUGGUAUAUUCAACUUGAAGACAAUCGACUCGGAGGAAAUCCGAUUGGACAGUUUGCGAUCGUGUUUUGGAUGGCUGGCACAGGAGAUCAACGAGCCACUUUUUCUGCCCUCCAAAACGUGUUUGGCUGA
This is a messenger RNA of Plasmopara halstedii, 564 nucleotides long. RefSeq lists its product as uncharacterized. The transcript has a single exon. Lineage: Eukaryota; Oomycota; Peronosporomycetes; Peronosporales; Peronosporaceae. The record is from RefSeq and is a predicted model, not a curated record. Bases 1 to 564 code for a protein of 187 amino acids.